This is a messenger RNA of Podarcis raffonei (Aeolian wall lizard), 921 nucleotides long. It is a transcript of the gene TEX12, whose product is annotated as testis expressed 12. The record is from RefSeq and is a predicted model, not a curated record. The coding region runs from base 100 to 489 and encodes 129 amino acids. The transcript is spliced from 5 exons. Lineage: Eukaryota; Metazoa; Chordata; Lepidosauria; Squamata; Lacertidae.
UUUUCCAGAAAUGGAGCUGCAGUCACCUCAAGGGUAUCCCUCAACAAUUGAGGUGUCAGUACACAGAAGUUUCAGUGAAGAAGCCACCUGCUGGUAACAAUGACAAGUAACCCAGUAAAGUCUGAUGAAAAUAGAAAAAAACGUAAAAAGGAAGAAAAGAAUGAAUCUUCAGAAAAUCCACAAAUGUCUUCUUUUGAGAAAAUGGAUUUGUCUCUUUCUGAAAGCUCCCAGGCAGUUCUCAAAACUGAAGCCCUAGAAAAAGUUUUGAAUGAUACAAGCAAAGAAAUAAAUAUUCUACUAUCAAAAUAUGUUCAUAUUUUAAGUGAGAGAGCAGCAAUGGAUGCCUCAUAUGUAGAGGAGCUUGGAGGAAUUCUGAAAGAAGCUGGUUCUAUAGAAUAUCACUUGAGACUGAAAUGGGAGAAUCUAAAGCACAGGUUUGCCGCAAUGACAGGCCCUCUACAAAGUGAAAAUGGAUUAUCUAGUAAAUGAUCUUUAUUCAAAGGCACUGGCUGCAUGUUUAGAGUUCUAUAUCUGCUGAACACUAAUAUAUAAUUGAAAUACCCUUUUAUCUGGCUGGAUGCUUGAUGCACAUACUUGUAUACUGUCUUCAUGCAAGUUAUGAUUACACUGCUUGUAAAAAAUAUCUCUGUCAUGAGGAUAGAAUCUCUGCCAUGCAUGUCUACCUGUCUGUUCUUUGUGACCUCUAUUCAUGACCUCCAGCCCUUACUACACAUCACUUACUCAUGUCUUUCUGCAACUGCAUUGCUCCUCACAAUGAAUUCUGUAAUUCAAAUGUACCGGUAUGUGGCAUUGGCACUGUGGAUAUUUUCCUCUGAGGACUUAUUAUGAGCAACCCUGUUUUUAAUGUUUAAAAUUUGUGAACUCACAUGCUUAUUAAAAAGAUAUUCACUGAACAACAAA